AUGGCGCCUCUGACUCCCUCCGUCCAUCCGUACCCCUCGCUUCUCUUCCCAUGGCUCUCCGAUAAUAAUAAUCACCCCGCAACGAUUACAACUACCGUCAGCGGUUUGUCAGCAGCAACGUCAUUGUCGCCUCCCGAUUCCCUCGAUGGCACCGGCGGUUUCUCCUCCUUGCUUACCCUCCAUCCAUCCACCAAUGUCGCCUCCUUCCUCACCGCCGCGUCUUCCGCCGCGACUUCCGCCGCGACUUCCGGCGCCAAUCUCUCCGCAAACGACACCGCGAUGGCCGCAAUCGGCGCCGCCUCGCGCGGCAAUUCCGCCGAACUUUUCUCAUCCGUCGCAUUCUCUCCCUUUCCGACCGUCUCCUCCGCAAUUCUCGGCCCGUCCGCCGCGCCGCCGCCGCAGCCCCCGGCGCCGCCUCCGCAAUUCAUAGAUUCGUUCUGCAAGCCGCAGUUUAACGGAUCUUGGGAGUCAAUCACGAACGAGCUAGGCGCGUUCACGCCCUGCUUCAUCGACAUUGUCGUACUCGGUACAGCGUACCUCGCUAUGAUUCUUCUAGCCGUGCUGCGGCUGUAUGUUCUCUACACCACCCCGCGCGCGCAGCAGCGGGCGGUUGCGCCUGGGUGGCGCGGGGAGCGGGGGAUCGUGGCGGCUGCCGCGCUGGCGCUGACGUGUGCGGUGGUCCCGCUGAUGCAGCUGAGCGCUCGCGUGUCCCUGAGCUCCUUCUCUAAAGACGCGGAUCUGCCGCCUUACGAGGUCUGCUCCUUGAUCCUCGCGUUCCUCGCCUGGGCGCUCACAGCAACGGCGCUCUUCUGGGAGCGCAGGCGGAUGGCGGUGAAGGGAGCAUGGCUGCUGCGAUUCGCAGUGCUCUACGUGAUGGUGGGGCAGCUGGCGAAGCUGCGAUUCGUGCUCAUUCUCCAGCAGGACUUGCAGGCUUUCUUUGUGGAGCUCUUCUUUGGAUACACAUCAGCUCACGUCCUCCUGGGUCUGCUCGCGCUCUUCUUCUUCCCCAACCUGCUCCCUCUUGAGCGCGCCUCAUCGGGAUUCUCCUCCUCCGCCCUCGCAGCUGCAGAGGCAGCAGCGCCACUUCUGCCAGCGGCAGCAGCAGGGGCAGGAGGGAGUGGUGGUGGUGCGGGGUAUGAGCCUUUGGCUGCAGGGCCUGUGGGUGGGGCGGAAGGAGAAGCAGCGGAGGAGGAGGGAGGAGACAACCAGGGGCAGGUGUGCCCGGAAGACCACACCAGCUUCAUUAAUCGUCUGACGUUUGGGUGGAUGACGCCUCUCAUGGCCACGGGGUACCGCCGACCGAUAGAGGACAGCGAUGUGUGGCGGCUGAAUGACGGCGACCGCACUGCCACGGUCUAUGGCAGGUGA
This is a messenger RNA of Closterium sp. Yama58-4, 1368 nucleotides long. Lineage: Eukaryota; Viridiplantae; Streptophyta; Zygnematophyceae; Desmidiales; Closteriaceae. The record is from the annotation of a GenBank genome assembly.